This is a messenger RNA of Loa loa (African eye worm), 2714 nucleotides long. RefSeq lists its product as hypothetical. Gene Ontology annotation, biological process: monoatomic cation homeostasis. The transcript is spliced from 17 exons. NCBI's taxonomy places the organism in Eukaryota, Metazoa, Nematoda, Chromadorea, Rhabditida, Onchocercidae. The record is from RefSeq and is a predicted model, not a curated record. Gene Ontology annotation, cellular component: cation channel complex; axon. The annotation marks the transcript as partial. Gene Ontology annotation, molecular function: monoatomic cation channel activity.
CCCGACGAUUAGCACAAGGUCGUCAACGAUUGUUCAAAUAUGGUUCAUCAUCGAAUACAUCAUCACAACCAUUUGAAUUAAAUGAGAAAAUUCAUCGAUCUAUAAGAAAUUUAAAAUCGUUAAGAAAUACACAAAUUGAUGAUGAAAAAGAUGGGAUUGGUGAAAUAACACUGUCAACUACUGCAUUGCCUACAGUUGGAGGAUUGGUAGAAGGUAUACGAGAUAAUUUGAAACAAUCGAAUGAAACGGUAGUAUCACCGGAAAGUGGUUCAAAGAUAAAUAUUGUAACAUCAAUACCACCAUUAACACAGGAUAAUAUAUCACGACCUGCUACUGUAUCAUGCAUUCAACAAUCUCAGACAAAUUUUGAUGAAGAUGAAGAAUUGAUGUUUAAAAAUUUCCCUUGGUUAAAGAUUGUAAUUAAAAUGGCAAAUUCGUUUAAUUUAUCAUGUAAUCAUGAGCGCUUUUGUCAUCCGUGGUGUUUUGAAAGAAUCUAUCGACAAUGUUACCGGUUAACAGAAGCACUUCGGAAAGUAUAUGGUGAAGAUUUACCACCUCUUGGACAUCUUGAUAAACGUAAAGCAAUGACCGAUGCAUGGAUUAAUCGUCAUGAUAAUAUGAAAAAAACACAGCAGCGGUUUUCCGGAUUGUUUGCAGCCCGUCGAGAAAAUGCUACUGUCCGGCAAGGUGCAAUGAUUGAUAAGCAACCAAUGGCAUUACGAAGUUUACUUAUUGAAAAACUUACUGAAAUGGAAGAAAAUAGAGAAGGACGAAUGGGAAAAAAUAAUUUUCAAGAUUCAGAUGAUCUUGUCGAAAUAAGCCAAAGUCAACGAAAUUCAUCAUCAUUAUCAUCAUCAUCUUCAAUGCUAUCAUAUAUUACAACACAAAUGUUAUGCAUAAUUCAUGCACCAUUUUCAACACUUCUUAAAAGUUGUCUUGUAUUACAUCAUGAACAUUAUCGUGAAAUAAUGGAUAUUUGUUGGCAUUUACUCAUACAUCGUGACAAACAUGUUGUCACAUCAGCUGCAUCACUUUUUAUCGUAUCAUCAGUACGUAAUCCUGAAGGAACAAUCAAUGUGAUAAGAAAUAGUUUACUAAAUGAUAAUCCAAAUAUACGUACGGAAGGAUUACGACGUUUUCAUGCUUUAUGGCGGAAUCGUUAUCAUGUUCCACCACCAGGUAUUGACUUUACAUUACCUUCUCCACCUGUUGGCCAAAGCCAUGUAUCAAUUGUUGAUCCACCAUGGAUGCCACUUACGAAGACUAAAGUUGAAGAGCUAUGUCUAAAAGAAGAGGAACAAGCAACAAGUCAAACAAUAAUGACAAUGACACGUACACGUCGAAAACAGAAACAAGAAAUGGUACGUCGAGCAGUACAUGAAGCAAAUGAACGUGAAAGUACUUUACGUCAAAAAUUUCCAUUCCGUGCAACAGCUAUCGUACAACAGGCAGCAUAUGAGCCAGCUUUAUUUCAUCAUCAAACACAACAAAUUAUGACUGAUAAUACUGGAGAAGAAUGUGAUGUACAUCCAACUUCUUCACGACAACAAAUGCCAGUUGCGCAACCAUUCUUUCCAUCAUCAUUACUUUCAGUUGUACCAAUGAUUAUCGAAAUGCUCGAUGAUGUACAAUUGGAAAAUUCCGGGAAAUCUGUUAGUGAUAUGGUGAAAAAGAUUGUAUGGUCAUGUAUCGUUGAGGAUCCAGCCUUAUUUUUGCGUCAUUUUUUAGAAAAAUUAACCAGUCGUGAACGUCAGGAACAUUUAAUAUCACUUUUACGAAAAUUGAUAAUACGUUUUCAACCUUUACCAUGUCAAACAGCUUAUACAUUAAUGAAUUAUUUCUUUGGUUUUGUAAUGCAUUAUGUGCGAAGUCCAUGUGAUGGAAGUGAUCAAGCAAUUGCAAUGGCAUUAAGUAUAAUAUGGCUUAUUGUGCCGAAUGUUCAUGGAUUGUACUUUAAGGAUUUAAAGCAAACAUUAAAGAAGGAACAAUGUGAUCAAAAAAUUAUCAUUCAUGGACCUGAUAGUGGUUCCGGUGGAAUUCCAUCACAAUUUCCAAUUCAUGAAGAAACACAAUUCCAGCAAUUACUGAAAGAUAGCCUCGAUUUUUUUAAUAUUCCCGAAAGUGAUAAUCAAUAUUAUUUUCUUAUUGAUACAAAAACAAAUCUAAUUCAUAAUCCUUUAUCAUAUGUUCGGGAUUUUUACUUCUUUCAUCGUUCGUUAUAUCCACAAUUAACAUUGAUUAAGUUGAAUCCGGAUGAAGCACAUCAUCGAAUGCGACAAAUAGCAUUUACACAUAAACUUAUCGAAGUGGGAAAAGUACUAUUAACACAUAAUGCACUUGCUCAUAGUCCUGAAAAUGUUAUACCACAACGAAUAUUUUUUCUACAUGAUGAAUUUACACAUUUACCAUCAUUUCCACGAAAAAGUUUAGAAACAUGUUUUGGUAUGUAUAAUGGUCCAUUAGGUCGUGAAUUAUAUUCCAUUGAUAGUAUUCAUAAAUUUGUUUGGACACUGCUAAUGUCGGAUAUGUUUGCAAAAAUGGAAAAUGCUUUCAUGUUUGGUGAUUUGCAUUUAUUUAUCAAUGUUAUCAAUGGUGUUACCUUAUUACAUUGUGAAAAUGUCACAAUUUUACGUCGUUGUAUGGCAACAUACCUAUCAAUGGCUAUACAUUUUAGUACACUUUUCACUAAUCAGGUAAAUUUUUUGAAAAUUUAA